CGCUCCUGAUUGCCCUCGCCUAGCAACAGUGGAGGACCUUGGGGCCGGCAUGGACAAAGCAGGUGUCUGGCGUGAACUCCAAGGUGUUGUAUACCUCUGACGACGGCGACUUUAUGCACCUUUACUCGACAAACGUAUUAUCUGCGCUCAUCGGCAUAUUUAAUGACCCAGCUGUUGCUCCGACAGUCCCACAGUCUCUACCGGUCCAGAUCACUGCCAUUGCUUGCAAGGCCCUCGAUACCCUUCGUGAUCGCGUUAUGGCACUGCUACUCUCAGCAACAAGUCUGGAAGAGGUGGGCAAGUCUAACGAUUUGAUUGUAUAUAAAUAAGCAGGCCUAGAGAGCGCCUCCAGCCAUUCUACAGGUACACCCAUUACGAGACCCAACCACCUUGGAAG
Ilyonectria robusta is the source of this 397-nucleotide messenger RNA. RefSeq lists its product as uncharacterized. The transcript is spliced from 2 exons. The coding region runs from base 114 to 329 and encodes 71 amino acids. The record is from RefSeq and is a predicted model, not a curated record. Lineage: Eukaryota; Fungi; Ascomycota; Sordariomycetes; Hypocreales; Nectriaceae.